Messenger RNA from Panicum hallii, 1599 nucleotides. RefSeq lists its product as uncharacterized. NCBI's taxonomy places the organism in Eukaryota, Viridiplantae, Streptophyta, Magnoliopsida, Poales, Poaceae. The record is from RefSeq and is a predicted model, not a curated record. Bases 115 to 885 code for a protein of 256 amino acids. The transcript has 2 exons.
GCACCGCACGAUGGAUGCUCCCCCUCCAUCGAGAUCAGCAAUAACUCACCUCGAAAUUGCCGAGUGAAAAAUCAACUCCAGUGAACCAGCACGGCAGCGCCCGGGGCCGCAGCCAUGGACGGCAAGAGGCUAGGCUGGCUAGCGCUCCCGGCGCCGCCGCCGCCGGAGUCCCCGCCGGUCGCUGCGGCGUCGGCCCCGGCCUCGCCCUACUCCGUGCUCCACGAGCUCCUCCUCCCCUCCCCGAAUCCGCACCUCCUCCUCAAGCAAAAGACGCUGACUCACUCCCUCUCCUCCUCCUCCCUCACCUCCAUGGCCUCCUCCUCGCCGCCCGCGCCCACCGCCGACGUCUGGGAGCUCGUCACCCCCACGGCCCCGCAGGUCGCCCACGUGGACGGCGGGCUUGACGACUGCGCCAUCUUCCCGCCUCGGCUCCACGAGGGCCUGGGCUUGGGCCUGGAGGGGGAGUCCGAGGAGGCGGUGCCGGCGGCGCCGAAGGAGGUGGAAGUGGAGGAGGAAGAAGAGGAGGAGGAGGAGGAGGAGGAUGGAGAGUGGCUAUGGGAUGCGUGGGGGUGGAGGUGGGAGAGGUGCCGCCUGGCGGCGAGGCGCGCUUGGGCGGCUGGGGUCGGGGCCGUCCAGAACCGGGUGCUCGUGCACGGCGCCUGCGGGUGCCCGGCGGUGAAGCCCGCCGUGUUGUCAGCUGCGGCUGCGGCCGCUGUGGUGGGGGCGCUUCUGUACGCCCGGCGGCGGGAUAGAAGGGAGCGGGACCUGCUCGUGCUUCUCACGAAGGAGAAGGAUAAGAGGAUAGCUCAGCUGAUGCAUCAAAUUGCUUUAAUGAGCGACAUCAGAAGCAGCAGUGAAGCAGUUAAAAUUAUCAGGAACUCGUAAUCAUUUUCACUGUUGAAAAGGUUCAGUUGCUAUGUUGUAGAAAAUCGAUUAGGUAAUUAGAGGAUCAACCGGUUAGUGUGCAGGAUCAACAAUUGUGGGCAAACAAAGAUUAAAGUUCUGACAGGUCUGAUGUUUACUUAUAAUUAGAUGCUGAAGCCAUCAAGGCUGCAACCCAAUCUCAAGCAAUCGGUCGUUCAGCACUUCAUCUUUGUUUGUUCUUAAAAUAUGUAUAUAGCUGGGUGAUGAUUUGGUAAGUUGUAGAUAUGCGGACAUUGAUAUGGAUGAUCCUGGACAAGGUUGUGUAUUUUUAAUUUCCAUUCUUCCAUUAUUGUGAUCUUGAUCAUCCACUGAAUUGACGACGUGGACUCAGUUCUGUAUAUGUAAUGGAUCCUAAGUAUAGUUUUCGUAUUAUUAGACUGGUCUAGGAUUUCAGUGGUUGGGUCCACCGUUUGGUGUCAGAAGUCAGGGUUUCUGAAACAUUUUAGCUGAAGUUCAGGAAGCCAUAAAUCCAGGGCUGGGUUAAUAUAGAGUGCUUCAGAUUGUAUGUACAGAACUUCACACUGUUCCUACUGAUUCCACUGUACACGUUCAUAGAGUACUAGAGUUUCACCUGAGUUAAGCGAGUUGUUACGCAAAUUGUAACAUACUGUUUUUAUUGCUCUUCCUGAUGGAAAGUACCACUGACAACAGUGGUGAGCAGAAAUUUUGCUUCAA